UUCUUGAAACACAGCCUCCCAAUUCCAUUCUUAUUCUUGCUUUCUCUCUCUCUCUCUUCAUUCUCUUCUACGCCUUUCUUCGUUUACAGCAUCAAUGGAGUUUUGGGGUGUGGAAGUUAAAGCUGGUGAGACUCUUAAGGUUGUGCCUGAAGAGGGUUCAAUCAUACAUAUUUCUCAGGCUGCACUUGGUGAUUCUAAAGUGAAAGGGAAGGGUUUUAUUCCUCUUCGUUUAAAGAUUGAAGACAAGAAGUUUAUUUUGGGAUCACUAUCUGGAGACGGCAUCCCUCAUGUUACCUUUGACCUAGUGUUCCACACAGAGUUUGAAUUGUCUCACGAUGCUAAAGAUACAAGUGUCUUCUUCCUUGGAUAUAAGGGUGAAGUUGAUGAUGAUGAAGAAUUUCCAUCUGAUUCUGAAGAUGAAUCAUUGGAUUCUGAGGAUGAAUUGGCUGCAGUCAAUGAUGAAACUCUUAAGAAAUUAUUGGGCACUACAAAUGGAGCCAAACCCAAAUCUGAUAAUAAGGCAAAGGUUGCUGUGAAUGAGCCAGUGAAGAAAUCAGAGGAUGAUGAUAGCUCUGAUGAAGAUGAUGAAGAUGAUGAUGAUAGCUCUGAUGAUGAUAUUCCUGCCAUAGGUGAGGAAGACGAUUCAGAUGAUGAUUCUGAUGAUGAUGCUGAUGAAUCCUCAGAAGAGGAGGAGACACCUAAGGAGGUCACUCGUGGAAAGAAGAGAACUGCUGAAUCUCCUAAAGAGAUUCCAUCAUCUGCUAAAAAGGCCAAAGUUGGAGGUCAAGCUUCAAAGGCUGCUAUUGUGAAGGCUGCUGCUGCUCCUGCUGGGAACAAGCCAAAGGGUCAAGCCCAGAAAUUUCAAGGAAACAAGGGUAAGAAAGGAGGCAAAUGAAAGACAGCAGCUAUGAUAUGAGGACAUUCAACAUCUUCCCCAUAUUUUUUAAACAAAAAUUUUGAUAUCUGUUGUCAUUUCAUUGUUUUUAGUUUUUGUUUUUGAAAGUAAUUUCUGCUACUGUCUUGAAAGAACUAUUUCUCCAUAUUAUUUAUUCAAAGGUUUAUUGACCUAUUUUGAAAUU
Impatiens glandulifera is the source of this 1079-nucleotide messenger RNA. RefSeq names its product histone deacetylase HDT2-like. The record is from RefSeq and is a predicted model, not a curated record. Bases 95 to 895 code for a protein of 266 amino acids. Lineage: Eukaryota; Viridiplantae; Streptophyta; Magnoliopsida; Ericales; Balsaminaceae. The transcript has 6 exons.